AUGAUCAUCGAACAAUAUCUUGAAAAGCGAACAUGGACGUACAACGACGUAUUAAUGAUUGACGAAAAAUUACCUGAUUUAAAGGCUAUAUCGUUUAAAUAUCCGUAUAUCAUCACCGACGUCGAUAAAUUGAUCGAACGAAUAGAUCGGAUGAAAUCAUCAAUCGAUUUCACCAAAAGUGCUGAAUCAACAUCGAUAACGAGUGAAAAUCGUCGAUCAAUUAACGAUAAUAACAAUGUACCGCUGCUUGACGCAAUCAAUCGUCAGCAAGUACCGUCGACAUCAUCGAACGAUCAAUAUCGAAACGACCAACCACAACGAUUAUGGUGGGAUUACGGAAACGACAUCAAUACAUGGUCAGGAGGCGUAAAAGUGGCAGCAAAGAAAUUGACUAUGUACAACGGAGAACCUUUAGAUUAUCAUAAAUUCAAGAAAUCGAUUAUGCAUUACAUUAUUGAUAAUACGCAAAUUCGAGGUAAUGCAAAUAAGUUGAUGGAAAUAAUUGAUCUGUUGCCGUCAAAAGAUCGAUAUAUCAUUGAAAGUCUGGAUCCUCGAACAACGACAAUGACAAGCGUGAUCGACGAAUUAGAUGAAUAUUAUGCAAAUCCGAACCGGUUAAUUCCAGCAAUAGUAAACCGAAUAAAACGGGCUCCAUUUAUAUCGUUGCGUCCAUCAGAAAAGGAUUGGGAGGGGAUGCUGGAAGUGAUCAUAUUGACGCGUAACACAUUGAUGAAUGCCGAAUUGACUGCUGAAGAACGAAGCAUGGUGGGCAUAUUGUUACAGAAAAUUGAUCGAGCACAUUUUAUGCAGAUCGGUGAUCGACGUGCAAUGACACUGAAUCAAAUACUGGAAUUUGUCAAAACUGGUUUGGAUCGUGAACGUAUGGCUAAUUCACAGAUCGCUGCAAGUGAGUUAGCAUCCAAACCAACGAAUAAAUCGCAAGGUACGUAUCAGCGACCGACAGGAAAUGUAAUGAUUGCAACACCGGGUAAUGCUUGUAUGUUUGGUGAUGGAAAACAUCGUACCGCCGAGUGUCCAUUAUCGUAUAACGAACGACGUCAAAUCGCUAUCGAUAAACGUUUGUGUUUUAGAUGCGGAGGUGGUGGACAUAAUAGCCGUGAUUGUCGACGAGAAUUUCAAUGUCCGAUAUGUGGUAAAAAUCAUAUUCAGCAUCUUUGUUAUGACGUCAAACAAUCAUCGACGAAAACGAAUAUCGAAUCGAACGUUAAUCAUCAUGGAACGCCGAAACAAAUGGCAACAUCAUCGAAUGAAAAUAACGAAUCAUCAUCAUCAGCAGUAUUAUUGACGAAUGACGGUGUCAGUUUGUUCAAAACAAUAACGACGACAAUCAAUGAUCGAUCUGUUCGAAUAGUAUUGGACGACGGAUCGUGUAGAUCAUUUAUAUCGAAACGUUUGGUGAAGUUAUGGAAUUUGAAAACGAGUGAAAUUGAACCGAUACGGGUAGAAACGUUAGGUCAAUCUUCAUUUAUGGGCGAAAAGUCGGUAUCACUGCCAAUACCUAUAUGGAACGGCAAAUACAACAAUCUAGACUUCCGUAUCAACGACAAUAUUAAUCGGUUACAUUUCGAAUGUAUAUCGCAUGAUCAACAACGAAUAUUACGUAAUCAAGGUAUCGAUAUAAUGGAUCAACCAGGUGUCGUAGAUAUUUUAAUCGGGUUAGAUCAUAUCAACAAGAUUCAAUUGAAGGAAGAACAACGAAUAUCGGAGAACGUAGUGGCCAAACGAACGACGUUGGGAUGGAUCGUUUAUGGUUCAGCAGAAUCAGUGAACGUAUUUUCCACAUCGAAUGAUCGUAAUGAAAGUGAAUCAACGCCGAAUGGUAAUAUCGACGAAGCAACGAACAAGAUGGUGACGAAAAAUAUUGAUAAUUAUGGUGAACGUGACUCAAGUCAUGGAAAAUCGAGAAGAAGUGCAGUUAAUCUGCUAAUUAUCGAGAAUACAGAAGGUGGUCGAGAUUAUUACGAUGAUGAACGUGAAGGUAUCGAAAUUAACCAACGUAUCGAUGAGGACCAACAAUACAAGAAUCAAUUAUCGGAUGACGGAUUAGAGAUGAACAAUGAUGAUGCGAUUGAAUCAGAAUUGGUCACGAAUCAAGGUGUAAAAAUAUCGGAUGACGAAUCGGACAAUUUGAACAAAUGGCAAUUGGCCGAAGUAGAAUCGAUUAAUACCGGACAUGGACGAAUAGCUGAAAUAAAGCAUGGUACCACCAAUGGUCAACGGGUGAGUUAUCCAUUAUCAUUGUAUAAUCCGUGUGUUAGGUCACUAGCCUGCACGUUGGAAUCGAAAGCGGAUAUACACGAAUCUUUGAUACAACAAUCGAGCUGGGACGUUGAGAUGAUCGUGAAGGAUAAUCAAUUUGUGAUGAAAAUUAUCGAUGACGUAAAACAAUUGGACGAAGUGCUGGUUUCUCGAUUUAUGUUGAACGAAAACAUGAACGAAAACAUUGAUUUAGUCAGGUCGGGUGAUGUAAACAUUAUCGUUACCGGAAUUGUACAUGUAAUUGAUCGAAAAUUAUUGAAAGUAAUUGAUUGUAAAUCUAAAUUGUGCAAUCAUCGUAAAAAAUUAUUGAUGUUAUCGUAUGGUUCAAAUAUUGCUAAAUCGUUAGAAGAAAUCGUUCGAGACAAGUAUGGUGAAGAGGAUCCAGGAUCCAAUAAAAUUUAUCGUAUCGAUAGUGACGAAGCAUUGGAAAUAGAAGCAACGAAAAUUUUAUUGAUCAUCGACGAAACAUUUAUUAUGAAAUACGGCGUAUUGGAUAUCGAUUUUAAUCAAGAACGUAUUUACGACGUAUGGAUUUUAUCAAUCAAUGCAGAGUCCGACGAUUGGAAGUUAAUUAUAGAUACGGAAGCGGACGCAUUGAAGUUUUUAUUUAAAUUAAACAUAACGUAUCGCCCCCUGGAAGCUGUUUCAGAAAGGGGGGAGGAAAUGGUUAAAAAAUAAGCAGCUGACAGGGUUUGUCAGCAAUCAGAUGGCACGAUACAUGCGUAGUGCAAC
Messenger RNA from Dermatophagoides pteronyssinus (European house dust mite), 3012 nucleotides. RefSeq lists its product as uncharacterized. NCBI's taxonomy places the organism in Eukaryota, Metazoa, Arthropoda, Arachnida, Sarcoptiformes, Pyroglyphidae. Gene Ontology annotation, molecular function: zinc ion binding; nucleic acid binding. The record is from RefSeq and is a predicted model, not a curated record.